Messenger RNA from Belonocnema kinseyi, 891 nucleotides. RefSeq lists its product as uncharacterized. The coding region runs from base 172 to 891 and encodes 239 amino acids. NCBI's taxonomy places the organism in Eukaryota, Metazoa, Arthropoda, Insecta, Hymenoptera, Cynipidae. The record is from RefSeq and is a predicted model, not a curated record. The transcript is spliced from 6 exons.
UAAAUAAUUUGUAUAAAAAUAUAUCAUACAGAUGGACGUAAUGACUAUCCGACAAGCGGUAGACUUCAAAUAAGAACAAGGGCUGCAAAUCCUCCACCGCCUGAAGAUCCUACACCGCCUGCAAAUCCACCACCGCCUGCACCUACAAAUCAAAUUGCUCACGUUAGAACAAUGAGUGAUCGAGAAUUAGCGGAGACAAUUCUUCGUUAUCAGCAGCUUCGUGUGCGUACUCCUAUGACACUGCAUAAUACUGAUCCUCAUCCAAGAUCGCUAGCUUCGCAGGAAUUACGACAGGCACAGCAGCACCUUCUGCUUCAGCGUUUUAGAAAUGAGAAUCGCAUAAUGAGGCACCGCCAAGAAGGAAGUUCUUCUUCUACUACUACACAUGCAGGUGAUGACCCUAUACAUCCACGUGGAGUAUCAAGCAUUAGAGGGAUGAGCGAGCAGGAAGCAACUAUUAAUUUUCAACAGCCAAAUACGCCACGUCCAGAUCGAAAUAGUCCACAAGUAAAUCCUCCAGGGGAGCUUCCAAAUAAUAUACAGGAACGCAUUCAUAAUAGUAUGCAAGAAAAUGCCAUUCGAACAUCGCGGGCAGCACGACGAGCCGCAGCAAACCACAGAAGAUACAACCCAACACAGGCACGUUAUCCUGAAGGCACUAUACUGCAGCGUCCUAGCACCCAGAGAACAGUUGGAAUAUUCCUAAUAUCUACUGACGAGAAUACUGGGAAUCAAUCUGGGAUGUUUUAUACGCCCCAUUCAGUUAUAAGAGGAUUUCCACUUCCUAUGUCACCUGCCCUUUCUGAUGUUGUGUUCCUAAAUGGUUCACCUCAUGAUGUGAGUAUUGGAGGUUACGUGUUUCGCCCUUAUGCCAGCAGUACUCGUCAUUAG